UUUAUUUAAGAAGCCAAGAAGCCAUAGCUGAAGCUCAUAGAUCCCACUCAACUCAAGGAUCCUGAAGUGAAGAAGCAGAGAUGGUUCCUUCUUCUUCCUCCUCCUUAGCUUUGAUUUUCUUCGCCCUCUUUCUUCUCUCGGCCAUUGGGAAUGGCCAAAACUCCUCUGAUCUUGUGAUGGAUUUCUACAAGGAGUCCUGCCCUCAGGCGGAGGACAUUAUCAGGGAACAGGUGAAGCUUCUCUACAAGCGCCAUAAGAACACAGCGUUCUCCUGGCUCAGGAACAUCUUCCAUGACUGCGCUGUGCAGUCUUGCGACGCCUCCCUGCUUCUGGACUCCACAAGAAAGACGCUGUCGGAGAAGGAGACGGACCGGAGCUUCGGCAUGAGGAAUUUCAGAUAUCUGGAAGAAAUUAAGGACGCAGUGGAGAGGGAGUGUCCUGGCGUCGUUUCCUGCGCUGAUAUAUUGGUCCUCUCCGCCAGAGAUGGCAUCGUUUCGGUUGGUGGGCCGUUCAUUCCGUUGAAGACGGGGAGGAGAGAUGGGAGGAAGAGCAGAUCGGAGGUGGUGGAGCAGUAUUUGCCGGACCAUAAUGAGAGCAUCUCUUCUGUUUUGGAUAAGUUUGCAGAUAUGGGCAUCGACGCCCCUGGAGUUGUUGCUCUUCUCGGGGCCCACAGCGUGGGCCGAACCCAUUGUGUGAAGUUGGUGCACCGGCUGUACCCUGAGGUCGACCCGGCCUUAAACCCGGACCAUGUACCGCACAUGCUGAAGAAAUGCUACGACCCGAUCCCCGACCCGAAGGCGGUCCAGUAUGUAAGGAACGAUCGCGGCACUCCCAUGAAGCUGGACAACAACUACUACAAUAACAUUUUGGAUAACAAGGGCUUGUUGAUGGUGGACCAUGAGCUGGCCCAUGACCCGCGAACCCGACCCUAUGUGAAGAAGAUGGCCAAGAGUCAGGACUACUUCUUCCUGCAUUUCGCGCGGGCGAUCACCCUCCUGUCCGAGAACAACCCGCUCACCGGCGAUCAAGGAGAAAUUCGCCGCCACUGCAAUGUGGCCAAUAAGAACCAUUCUGAAGAGUGAUUGGUGGUGUUGUGGGGUUAAUAAUAAGCUUGCUUUUUUGCUUUUGAGAGCUGAUUUGGUGUGUAGGUGUUGGUUGGGGUUUAUUAAUUGGCUUCUUCCAGAGCUAAGAUGUGAAUGUAUUAGGUGUAUGUGAUGGACGGUGGUGAUGUUGUUACUGUUUUUGAAUGAAUGGUUGGAUGUAUCCGUGCUUCUUCGUGUUAUCCGAGAGUUGCUUAAUAUGAUUUCAUGUCUAUGAAAAUGGUUUUCAUAUAGUUGUUAGUACCUCA
This is a messenger RNA of Phalaenopsis equestris, 1348 nucleotides long. RefSeq names its product peroxidase 42-like. Gene Ontology annotation, biological process: hydrogen peroxide catabolic process; response to oxidative stress. The record is from RefSeq and is a predicted model, not a curated record. Gene Ontology annotation, molecular function: heme binding; peroxidase activity. Lineage: Eukaryota; Viridiplantae; Streptophyta; Magnoliopsida; Asparagales; Orchidaceae. The coding region runs from base 81 to 1082 and encodes 333 amino acids. The transcript is spliced from 4 exons.